AUGCAGUUAGCGCUGGAUCUGUUUGACAAGCCGAGCUUCCAGAAUGUAUCCUUGACUCGCAACUGGAUCCCAGCCAAACAAGGUGGUGGAGAGAUCAAGGUUUGGAGAACGGAGCAGGCGAAAAUGAGAAAGAAAAAGAAAAAGAAAAAUUACUUCCUUUUGGUAGCGCCAAGUUUGGGCCAGAGCCCACAAGUUAAAUCCGGGCGACUAGCAUCUCCGAACCACCCGUAUCAUAAAAUACGGUGGAUACGUCCAGAGUACCGACUGAGCAUGUAUGGGCGCGGCGCAUGUGUUGAGACGACCGAAGAACACGGCACCUAA
This is a messenger RNA of Coccidioides immitis RS, 321 nucleotides long. RefSeq lists its product as uncharacterized. Lineage: Eukaryota; Fungi; Ascomycota; Eurotiomycetes; Onygenales; Onygenaceae. The transcript has 2 exons. The coding region runs from base 1 to 321 and encodes 106 amino acids. The record is from RefSeq and is a predicted model, not a curated record.